AUGGCACCACCCUGGGUCACUUUCGAUACCACUGAGUCUUUUGGCGGAGAUUGUGGUAACGGAGCUGAGCCUGACAUCGCUGGCAUUAGUGUUGUCAUUUCCUUUGUCAUUGCGAGCUUCAUGACCACGUUUGCCUCGAUUUUUGCUAUGCUUCUCGAUCAAGCUUUCGAUACCAAAGGCCAAUUUACUCCGCGCGCACCACUAAGAUUUAUUCGCGAACGUUUUUUAGAACAAGAAUGGAAGAAGCAUUACGCAUGGCGUCCUUUCCUGGGCCCGCUAAUCAUAGGCCUAGGUGAUCAGCAGCUCAUCACAGGAUACGCUGUAUUGCUCAGUGGAUGGAUAAAAGUAUAUGAGAAGGCCUUCAGAGUCCAAGGCGCCCAUUUUGUCCUAAUCCUAUACAUCUGCGCUCUGUCGUCAUCCUCUCACCUCGCUGCCCUCAUAACACUACGCAAAUACUUUCAAAGGUACAAACUCAUUGCAAAGAUCCGACUCAUACUCGUCGUCUGCUUCGCAAUGUUUCUUAUGACUUCCAUGAUGGCUGCAAUUGCCCUAUCACCAACAAUGCGUUUAUCGUUACUGGCACCGUUUUUUCUCAUAAUCAUUGGCUUCUCGACAGCGCUAGUGUGUAUCUUGUACAAUCCAGAAGGCCUUGAAGUUGAGUCUCCACUAUCUUCCUCAGAAACUUCUUUCCAAGCUCUCGUACGUCGCAGAUUCGUGUUCCGAACACUAUUUCCAGCUCGGUUCGGCAUACAGCUCAUGUAUUACAUCUUUCUCAAUCCAAAAAUUGCGUUUGUAGUCCAGAUACUAUUGGCAAUCCUUUCUGCAAUCUUAGUCUUGACUCAAAAGUUCGCGGCUCCUGAGGAUCCGGCAAGGCUUUGCGGUUUACAUGACGAUGAAGAAAACGCAUGGGGCUUCGGGCAGACAUUGAGUGUGACUAUGCUUCUGUUACCGGCUAUUUCAGCACUUCAAAAAUACUUGGAAGCAAGACAAGAUAUCAGCGAGGGGUUCAGGAGUACGAACGUCUGA
Messenger RNA from Bipolaris sorokiniana ND90Pr, 1026 nucleotides. RefSeq lists its product as uncharacterized. NCBI's taxonomy places the organism in Eukaryota, Fungi, Ascomycota, Dothideomycetes, Pleosporales, Pleosporaceae. The transcript is spliced from 5 exons. The record is from RefSeq and is a predicted model, not a curated record. The coding region runs from base 1 to 1026 and encodes 341 amino acids.